AUGCAAAGUCUACGAAAAUUGCGACCAACUCUUCGAAAGAAGAAGAAGACGGUCGAAAUGUCUGUUUAUACUCCCCUCGUUGGAAAGAAUGGGUAUGUCAUGGAAUAUCGUCACCCACAAUACACCAUGACAUUCCACUAUAAAUACAAGGAUAAUUCUGAUGGGACCAUGACAAAAAUAGGCCACACAUUAUCUUUAUCUGAUGAUAACGAAAAAGAUUAUGUAUUCUAUCAGACAGUAGCCGAUAAAGAACAAAUAGCCCUUGAACAUAAAUGGAUGGCUCAACUCAGAACCACAGGUAGUAUAUGUUUGCCGGCUGGCAUUAAGAAUGACUGGGGUGACGUAAUGCAACAUAACAACAAGCUACCGAUUACCGAUAACAUUCAACGACGGCGGCUUCGCGAGGUGCUGGGUAAUCUCGCUUAUCAACAGGGUGAUGUUUGGAAAGAUACAGAGAAGACAGACGUUUCUUCUCCGAGUUCUUACUCUUAUUCAACUAACAGCUUAUUAAAUGUUAACAUUCCCCAGAGGGGCUCAAAGGCAGCAAAGAAGGAGAAUAAUAAGCCUACGAAACAUGUUCAUUUGGAGCAUCCCACAUUUAGUAAGACAGCUCCUGUUGUACAUGUCUAUGAUCCCGAAGAAAGUCUUGUUUAUAAAGAAUGUCAAUGCGAGUAUUGUCGUUAUGCAGAUUACGACGAUUUAUAA
Paraglomus brasilianum is the source of this 705-nucleotide messenger RNA. NCBI's taxonomy places the organism in Eukaryota, Fungi, Glomeromycota, Glomeromycetes, Paraglomerales, Paraglomeraceae. The record is from the annotation of a GenBank genome assembly.